Messenger RNA from Enterobius vermicularis (human pinworm), 1920 nucleotides. The record is from the annotation of a GenBank genome assembly. Lineage: Eukaryota; Metazoa; Nematoda; Chromadorea; Rhabditida; Oxyuridae.
CUGCCCAUCUUUAUUGCUAAGCAAGUUGUUGGUAUUAUCUGUAAGAACUGUGGAUUUGCUCAUGAUGUUGCAACGUCAUCAGUUCUUGUCCAGCUAGUUUUUAUCUGUUUUAAGGUUGGGAGCAAAAGGAAACCAAUAAAGCUAAGAAAUGCAUCCUGGAAAGAUCUAAGGAACAUUUUUGCUUUAGCUUAUCCAUACAAAGGAAGAAUAAUAUUAGGCUUAUCCUUCUUGGGACUCAGCUCGUCUAUAUUCCUUCUACUGCCCCGGAUAUUAGGAAAGAUGAUCGAUGAGUUUGAUGAAGCUAAAAAGUCAGGGAAUGGGAAUGAACCAAGCUUAAAGAUUGCAAAGUUUUUUAAGGAACAUCCUUUAUAUUUGAUUGCAGUUCUUCUCAUCGGUGCAAGUGCUGUUUGUGCUCGUUCCUACUGUAUGCAUACUGCAGGUCAGUUGAUAAUUAACGACCUGAGAUCAAAGGUGUUCAGAUCAGUUCUCUGUCAAGAAUUAAGCUUUUUUGACAAAAACAAGGUUGGAGAAAUUGUGAGUCGGCUCUCCACAGAUGCUCUGAUCGUCGGAUAUUCUGUAUCAAUGAAUUUGAGUGAUGGAGCUCGGGCUGUAGUAACCUGCAUUGGUUCUGCCAGUCUCAUGAUUUACACCUCUCCAAAGCUUUGUGAAGUGGUUACUUUUGUUAUACCAAUUAUUAUUGGCACUUUUGCGGUUUUUGGUAAAUUACAAAGAAAAUAUACAAUGCAGAUGCAGGAGGCAGUUGCGGGAGCCAAUCAAGUAGCGACGGAGAGGUUUUCCAAUGUCAAGACCGUACGCAUGCUAGUGGCAGAAGAAAAGGAGUUUGCUGCAUACAAGGAAAAGAUGCGUGAGAUAUGGUUGAUUGCGCGUCGGGAAGGUUUAGCUAAGGGGCUUAUGUAUGGCGGGUUUCAAUUUACCGGUUAUGUCGCACUAACGACUAUCCUGUUCUAUGGAAGUCAUCUAAUUAGCCAAGGACUACUAACUUAUGGCGAUCUUUCAUCUUUCUGUCUUUAUGCAGUCCUUUGUGCAGCUAGCCUCUCAAAUAUGAGCUCAUUUUAUACAGAAGUCAUGAAAGGUCUUGGCGCAAGCGCGCGUUUAUUUGAGCUCCGCUACCGGAAAGCUUCUAUUCCGAUCACUGGAAUACAAAACGGUAUAGAAUUCGACUCAGUGCAUUUUGCUUAUCCAGAUAGGCCUCCAACAUUUAAUGGCCUUACCUUAUUCAUACCUACCGGUAAAGUUACAGCGGUAGUUGGCCACUCCGGCUCAGGCAAAAGCACUUUGGCAAAUCUCAUUCUGAGGCUUUAUGAUCCUACUAUGGGAAAAAUAAUGGUUGAUGGGAUUGAUUUGAAAGAAAUAGAUCCAUCAUUUUGGCGUCGGCAAAUCGGAACUGUCGGUCAGGAGCCUGUGCUUUUUUCGACUUCUAUUUGGAAUAAUAUUGUCUAUGGCGCUGAAAAACCGGAACUAAUUGUGCAUGAGGCUGCAACACAGUCGAAUGCUAUGGACUUCAUCACAGAAAUGCCAGAAGGUUUCAAAACAAUAAUUGGUGAGCAAGGAUCUACCGGUCUGAGUGGAGGUCAGAAGCAACGUAUCGCAAUCGCGAGAGCUCUUGUCACUAAGCCGUGCAUGCUUAUACUGGAUGAAGCAACAAGCGCAUUAGAUGCUACAAGCGAGUAUUUAGUACGGGUAGCUCUAAAUGAACUUUUGGUAAAUAGUCGACAGACCGUAGUAAUCAUUGCACACCGGUUAUCAACUAUAAAGUAUGCGGACCAAAUUAUUGUUUUGGAUAAAGGAAUUGUUGCUGAGUCUGGAACGUUUGAUGAUUUGAUGAGGCGCGAGCGUGGAACCUUCAGAAAGCUUGUUGAAAAGCAGUCUUAUCAUCUCUUCCCCUCUGUAACUGUUUGA